AUGGGCAAAUCCCUUGGUGCGAGUCUUGUUAAAUACUUCACCACGACGAACAAUCAGUGGCUCCAAGGAUGGUUGAGGAGGGAAAUUCAAGCUUUACUCCAGGUAGAAGACAUUGAGAUUAUCGUCCAUCACAUACUUGGUGUAAUUGACUCGUUGAGGAGAAACGAACACCAAAACUCUCCAAGUACACUGGAAAGACAAGAAGAAACUUUCAAGGCCUUGGUAUGUCAAGCGGCGAGACCUUUCUUAGCUGGAAGAACCAAUUGGUUUGUAGAUGAGGUAGAACUGUUUCUAGCUUCAGGAUUGAAUAUUGAUGCCUACGACAAAGUAUACAUGCAGCAUUUGGGCUGGAAACCUCCCGGGAUUACCACCGAGGGAAUUGAUGGCGAAUCUACUGGAAAUGCACCUUUAGUUCCAUUCGCAUAUAUCUUUGAUGACGACUCUGAUGGAAAUGACUGAACAUUGCCUCGGCAACGUACGGUUAGUUAUUGAUUUGUUCCAUAAUCGUUUGUUACAUUAUCUACCUUGCGACAGUCUUUGAGCCUUGCAGUCCUUGUAACGAAAUCACGAAAGAAUCUGAACAAGUUGUUCUAUCCAUGAUUUUUUUUCUCUUUGAUAAA
This is a messenger RNA of Rhododendron vialii, 620 nucleotides long. RefSeq lists its product as uncharacterized. The transcript is spliced from 2 exons. Bases 1 to 459 code for a protein of 152 amino acids. Lineage: Eukaryota; Viridiplantae; Streptophyta; Magnoliopsida; Ericales; Ericaceae. The record is from RefSeq and is a predicted model, not a curated record.